This is a messenger RNA of Pelobates cultripes (western spadefoot toad), 1139 nucleotides long. The record is from the annotation of a GenBank genome assembly. Lineage: Eukaryota; Metazoa; Chordata; Amphibia; Anura; Pelobatidae.
CUACGGCCCACACCAGGGCCGAUAUCCAGCUGCUCUCUGGGCUGCUGGCUGAGUGCCGUGAACUUGCCAGCAGUGGCCUCCACUUCCUAGAACAGCCCCCCCCCCCGUCCCUGGAGGUGGGAGAGGGUACCGAGGAGGAGGUAGUCCCUGAGACCCCCCCUGAGGUGGCUAGUGCCAGCAAGGCCCCUCAGGCCUCCCUCACCUAUGCUGAGGCUGCAAAGGGUGAGGGGGUUGAGGCUAGGGUCUUUAUGGGGCUACCUUCUGACAGGCUCCGGGGUAUGCUUGUGUCCCUGAAGGCCCAGCAUGCUGAGGCAGACUCGGGCCUAGCUGGGGUCCAGGCAGAGCUAAGGGAGCAGAGGGAAAAAUCAAACAGGACCUCUAAUUACAAAAGAGGUCCUUUGAGGGCCGCUAUAGCUGAGAAAAAAUUAGUGGAGCAGCAUCUAUCCUACACCCUGCUCCAGACUGAAAAGAAAAUAGCAGACAUCCAGGCCAUCCUGCAACAGAGAGCCAAGGACGCUGCGAGGUCCAGGAGGCAGAGGGCUAUGGAGGGCAGGAGGGACAUGUCCCCAGGUGAGGAGUCCAGCAAGGACUUGGAUUCCAACUCCCAUCACUCACCUGGGGAGCCGUCUACCUCUGCCCUUGCUACUCCAGGGGGCGCUGCUGAGACGGAGGGGAAGGCCAGAGAGAAGGACAGUGAAGAGGAGUGGGAUGGAGAGAAAGGUGAAGAGUGGCAGCUGAAAGUACAGGACAGAGGUCGAGGGCUGAUUAAGGAGUCUCUCCUCAGGUUUGGAAACGAACUUGGGGAGGACUCUGUAAAGGACAAAAAGAAGAAAAAGAAGAAAAAGAAAAACAUUGCCCGGCGUCAGCCUGAGACCUCUGUCAGGGGGUCUGGAGAUUCCACAGAGGAGGGUGAGUGCUCAAAUGCUGAGUAUAUGUACAAUGAUGAUGUUCAGGCCUUGCAGAAGCCUGGGGCCAGGGAUACUAACCCUGCAGGUGGCAACACCUGUAUGCCCCAGAAACCUGCACAACCUGCCUCUGUGGAAGUAUCUGGGCCCCCCGCCGCCCUGCAGGGGACUCCCAUCAUCCUCAGCCAGCAGUCCAUACUGAGGAAACCGCCAGUGGAGGUAAGAAAAGUAUGA